This is a messenger RNA of Lactuca saligna, 903 nucleotides long. Lineage: Eukaryota; Viridiplantae; Streptophyta; Magnoliopsida; Asterales; Asteraceae. The record is from the annotation of a GenBank genome assembly.
AUGGGAGUAGAGUUGGAUGAUGAUUUGAGCAAUAUGAAAUCCGGAGUAUAUACAUUUUGUGCAAACGGAGCAAUAUAUCACAUAAUUGAUCAGUUAGUACCGAGGGAUGGAUUACCAAGGUACUUACAAUUGUAUUUCUAUGAUUCUGAAACCGACUUUACACAUAGACUUCAAUGGCCAAAUAUUGAUCGAAAUAUCAUUAAAGUGUUGUUGGGCGUUCUUUCAACAAAUCUGUAUGCUACAACGUUUCGAAGCCUUCGUGAGCUAGGACCUCUUGAUAACUAUAGAGUUAGUUUGAACGCAUCAGUGGAACUUCACCAAAGGGUAUACAAUCGGCCGACCACAUCUAAGGUUGCUGGUAUUUGGGUAGAAGGUAAUGACAACAUAACAACAUAUAAAAGAAGCAUUGUUGUAUACGGGAGAUCUGACUAUAGUACACAAAUUCAACCUUACAAAGGUUGUUAUGAUCCUUUGUCUUAUCCAUUAUUCUUUCCUAAUGGUGAGUCUGGUUGGCAUGCAAAAAUAGCAAGGGAUGGGGUGUCCAUCAAUGAAGUUGUGGGUAAUGAAGAAAAUAUUGUGGAUGAUUUAGAAGGGGCUAAGUCAAAGAAGGGUAGGAAUACCGUAACAAUGCGUGAGUACUACUGUUACAAAUUCCAGAUUCGUUCAUCUAAAAAUUUAAUUCUAUUGGGAAGAAGAUUGCUACAACAAUUUGUGGUAGAUAUGUACAUAAAGAUCGAGACUUCACGCUUGCUUUUUUGUAAGCUAAACCAAAAGAAAAUAAGAUCGGACCUUUACCAAGGAAGUGUUGACCGUGUCAAUGCCGGUGAAGUUGAACCAAGUAUAGUCGGCCAACGGAUAGUCUUACUUGCAUCUUUCAUUGGUGGACCACAUGACAUGCGAUGA